CAUAUUUAUUUUCUAGAAGGAGAAGGAAUAUAUAGCAAUCCAAAAUAAAAUCUGAUAUAAGGCAGAAUGAAAGAACAUUAAUAUUCUGUUUCAGACUGUAAAAAGAUACCUGUGCUUCCCCAUGACUAGCUAUUGGUACGUGCGGAAUGCCAAUACUUCCAGGAAGAUAGUCAAUGCGCUUGCGUUGCUGAGUACUUCCGCCUUUUUGGGUUUUGCAAGAUGACGGCUACAUUACGUCCUUAUUUAAAUGCGGUACGUGCCACGCUGCAGGCAGCGAUGUGCUUGGAGAACUUUUCCUCACAGGUUGUAGAACGACACAAUAAGCCAGAAGUAGAAGUUCGGAGCAGUAAGGAACUGUUGCUACAGCCUGUCAUAAUUAGUAGAAAUGAGAAGGAGAAAGUUCUAAUCGAGGGCUCCAUCAAUUCCGUCAGAGUCAGCAUUGCUGUAAAACAGGCUGAUGAAAUUGAAAAGAUUUUAUGUCACAAGUUCAUGAGAUUUAUGAUGAUGCGUGCAGAGAAUUUUUUUAUUCUUCGUCGGAAACCUGUAGAGGGCUAUGAUAUCAGCUUCCUCAUCACAAACUUCCACACCGAGCAGAUGUACAAACACAAACUGGUUGACUUUGUUAUCCACUUUAUGGAAGAAAUUGACAAAGAAAUAAGUGAAAUGAAGCUGUCUGUGAAUGCCAGGGCUCGAAUUGUUGCUGAGGAAUUCCUGAAAAAUUUUUAAAACAUCUCAUGGACCCCCUGUAUUUCCCCCCAGAAUCCAAUCCUGAUGUCUGCUGAGCUGCUUAUCCUAAGAGGAGAGGUAACGCGCAAAGGCUGAACCAGAAGAUUUGGGUGGGUAUGGGGGUUGUCCCUUUAGGAAGGGCCAAACCAAAAAGAAACAGAGAAGCAGCAGCUUUUGAGUUUUGACUCUAAAAUCUUCCCACCUUUGUGGCGUCCGCAAAAUAAAAGGAGUACCUUUUAUAUUUUGGAACAAUAAAACAAAGAAAAAAGUUGUGCUUUUAUAGUAUUUCUUUUAUAUUAAUCUGCUGUAAUUUUUCUUCUUCUUGCUAAUAUUUUGCAUUGCAUAUGGAUUGUAAGACUAGCCUAACUGGCAGAGGGAUCAUUUUUGUAAACAUUAUAUUUGUGGCAUUACCAUUAUGGCUGAGGUGUAGUAAAAAAAAAAAAAAAAGUUGUGAUAUAUUUUUGUUAAGUUGUGAAGCUGGAGCAUUCUGGCUGCACAGACCUGUUUGUGUUUCCAUUGUGGAUGUUCAUAGAUAACAAGAAACAUUGGCAGGCCAAUCUGGUUUCAGUUAAUGGUCUAUGAACUGCAGCAAAUAGCAGUGGAACAUCUCCUAAUCAUUCUCCAAGAUAAGCAUAUGUUACUUGCUGUAUGGGUUGUAAAUUCUUUUGCUUCAGAAAUUCCUGCAUUGGCACUGUGUGCUCGUAAAACAAGGUGCUGUAUCCUUCUGGUGUCUACAGGCCUGGAGGCAAGUGGUUCCACUUUUUCCAUUUGUAAGAUUUAAACGUUUGCACUGUUGGAAUAGAACAAAGGUGUUGAUCAUCCCUUCAACAUGUUUCACUUGGACCUACAACUAUAGACCCAACAGCAGCAAAAGGCCUGGGAAUUUAGCAUCCGUGUCAUGAACCAUUUCAUUUGGAAAUGUGCAGCUUGUGUACCUGUUUAUUUUAUUUUUUUAUAAUUUUAUAGCCCUUGCUGUAAUCUUUGGUAAGAAUUGCUUCCCAUUAAAGCUUAUCAUUUCCUCUC
Protopterus annectens (West African lungfish) is the source of this 1749-nucleotide messenger RNA. Its product is annotated as actin-related protein 2/3 complex subunit 4. Lineage: Eukaryota; Metazoa; Chordata; Ceratodontiformes; Protopteridae. Gene Ontology annotation, cellular component: actin cytoskeleton; Arp2/3 protein complex. The record is from RefSeq and is a predicted model, not a curated record. Gene Ontology annotation, molecular function: actin filament binding. The transcript is spliced from 6 exons. Gene Ontology annotation, biological process: actin filament polymerization; Arp2/3 complex-mediated actin nucleation. The coding region runs from base 220 to 726 and encodes 168 amino acids.